Sinocyclocheilus anshuiensis is the source of this 2945-nucleotide messenger RNA. RefSeq names its product membrane-associated ring finger (C3HC4) 2 (gene march2). NCBI's taxonomy places the organism in Eukaryota, Metazoa, Chordata, Actinopteri, Cypriniformes, Cyprinidae. Gene Ontology annotation, molecular function: zinc ion binding; ubiquitin-protein transferase activity. Gene Ontology annotation, biological process: protein ubiquitination. The record is from RefSeq and is a predicted model, not a curated record. Bases 237 to 986 code for a protein of 249 amino acids. The transcript has 6 exons.
UAGGAGGCCGAGCCGAGUCGUUUGCUGAAGGGAAGAAACCCAAAACAAGGCUUGUACUUUUACUUUAUCGCUUUCAAACAAGCGCCACUUUUAAAAGGAAUUUACCCUUAAAGGCACCAGCUCAGCAUGGAAAAUCAGAAGUGGUAGGGUCUUUGUGACUUGAGGUGUGGGAGCGAGGCUGCUCCCUGUUUCCCCCCGGUGCUCCCCUGCCCCCCGCCCUCCUGGACGGCCCCGAAAUGACCACAGGGGAGUGUUGCCACCUCCCAGGCUCCCUGUGCGACUGCACUGGCAACGCUGCCCUGUCAAAAACCGUGGAGGAUGCUGAAAACCGCCGGGCCCAGUACGUCACCCAGGUCACGGCCAAGGAUGGACGUCUACUAUCUACUGUUAUCAAAGCCCUGGGCACCCAGAGUGAUCGGCCAAUUUGUCGGAUCUGCCACGAGGGUCAAGACGUGUGCAACAGCGAGGGGCUUCUCUCCCCAUGUGACUGCACCGGCACAUUGGGCACGGUCCACAAGAGCUGCCUGGAGAAAUGGCUGUCCUCCUCUAACACCAGCUACUGUGAGCUGUGCCACACUGAGUUUACCAUUGAGCGCCGGCCCCGACCCCUCACAGAGUGGCUCAGGGACCCGGGCCCCCGGAAUGAGAAGCGCACCCUCUUCUGUGACAUGGUGUGCUUCCUGUUUAUAACACCCCUUGCAGCCAUCUCAGGCUGGCUGUGUCUACGGGGUGCACAGGACCACCUGCACUUCAACAGUCGCCUGGAGGCAGUCGGCCUCAUCGCUCUGACCAUCGCACUCUUCACCAUCUACGUCCUCUGGACACUGGUCUCAUUCCGCUACCACUGUCAGUUGUACUCCGAGUGGAGACGAACCAAUCAGAAAGUCCGCUUGCUCAUUCCUGACACCAAGGGUGCACACUCUACCCAGCAUUCCUUGCUUUCCACAAAGCUGCUGAAAAAGACAGCAGACGAGACCAUAGUAUGAGAGACGUGGUGCAGGGGAACAGGGCCCGAUCGCGGUGGUAUUAGCGUGCUACAUGUUCUUGACGCAGCGUCGUCAACUAGAGCCGUGGCAUUAUGGAUGCAUUAUUUUCUAUUUAAUCCUUUUUAUCUAAAUAUGUGAGCACUUCAUUUAUUUUAUUUACAUUUUUUCUCUUUUAAUGUUUUUUUUUUGGAGCCUUUAUGAGUGUGUUGUUUAAAGACACCUUUUAUUUAUCUGGGGCUUGAGCAGCCAGGCUGAGGCCCCAUACUGUUCAGUAUGCAUUGUAUUUGAAACAAUCGGAAAACUAAUUUAUGUGUAUAGACGAUUCCUUUGAGCACAGUGGCGAGGGAUUAUGACUCAAGUACAUAUGGCUGCUGAAGCUUAAAACCAAACCUUUCUUUCGUUUUCGAUAUAUCGUUUUUCUACUCGCCUACCUUCAAGUACUUUCCAUCUGAACCCGACGGAGUCGCACCUAAGCGAACUUAGUUCUUGUGGCUCCUAUACAAUUUAGUCAAGAUAUAAAUAUAUAAAUAUAUACACACUAAGUUAACAAGUAAGCUCUAAGCUUCGAUCCACAUGGGUAUUACAGGGCCAUAUGCCUGAGCAAUGAAUGUGGAGGCUGAUGUAUAUCUGCUGCGGCGUAGAGGACGCUCAAGCUCAUCCGGAGCGAGAAAAGAGAGUGCAAUAACACGCCGCCAUUGUCAUGAUUCUGCUGUGGGCUGUUUUUCCGAACCGAAUGGUCUCCGAACAAUGUAAAACAACAUGCGGGGAUUCUAAAUUCGUAGCACUUUCUGACAACGUAGCCUAGAUGUGAGCUGAACAAAUGUAGAUACGUAUACGUUUUUGGGAUGCAAAUAUGUGGCAACUUUAUGUUGUGGUAAGUGCAGAUGCAAACAGACCUCUACAGUUCAGAAUCAUUUUCAAAAUAUAUAUUUUUUUUUUCCUUCGUGUUUUUGGUGUUUGAAGACAAAUGUGUAUGUGUGUUUACAGUAUGCAUUUUGUAAGCUCUGCCUAUUUGUGCUGUUUAGAAGGUAUCAAAUGGCCGAGGUUGUGGAAGGCAUACUUGGGAUUUUGUAGCAGUUUACUUUGUGGAAGAUGCAGGUCAAGCCGCAGAGGAAGAAGUAAUCGUAUAGCUAAACAUCAUUGCCAGACCAGUAAUGAAACCGUCAUCCAUGAAUGACUCUACAGUAUUUAAGCAAAGGCUUCUUUUAGAUGUGUGUCGUAUUGGUGCAAGAAGAAUCUGCAGAACACCAUUCAUCAGAUCUUUUCAUUCCCUACUGUUACGUACCAUCUGAAAGUGUGGGAAUGGUUCUUUGGGAUAUGCAGAAUCGUAAUAAUUGCACAUUUGCCACUCUUUAUGUGGACUUUUUGCGCCUUAUGCACUUGCUGUAGAAGAUCUAGGUCUGAAAGUGUGCGAUUUGCGCAAACUUUUGGCGGUGAAGUGCACUUAGGGAAUUGUUCACCUGACAAUGAAAAUGUCAUUAUUUAUUCACCGUAAUGUCACUCCAGUCCAAACUUGACUGCUGUUAUUUUAAUCAUAGAACAAUUUUGGUGAAUAAUUUCUGGAAGGUGUACAACGACAGUUUGUAGUGAUCUUCUCUGUCAAGCUUCAAGAUCGCAAUGAAAGUGGUUCUUUUGUGCUCUUUUACAAGUCCAUCCGAUAGUUUUAAGUGUAUCUCACAAUUCUAUUUUUUUGAACAAUACCAGCAAGUAUUCAAUAAACAGUAUUACUUUUUUCAGUUCACUUUCACUUCUCCACUUCACAAAUGCUGCUGGUAUUGUUCAAAAAAUAAAUCUUUUUUUUUUCUCUCGAUGCACCUUGCUCAUUUUGUGAAUCAUACAGGACUACCUCACAAUUCUGAGAAAUUCAGAAAAGUUGUGAGGUGUUAACUCGCAAUUAGGUGGAAAAAAAGCCAGAAUUGUGAGAUAAAGUUGCAGUCACCUUUUUUAUUUUAUAUUCUG